AUGGCACUGCAGCAAAUUAAGCAGUAUAGUACUGUAAUUUUGAAGCCAAUAGCAGAAAUCAUCAGUGAUGAAAAUCAGAAUAGCUUGAUUUGUGCCUAUGGUGUCUACGAUGCACGCCUAAAUUGUUUUAUCUAUCGGUUAAUAUUGCACUGCACAGAGGGUAAUGAAGUUCAGAAUCUUGAGCCCUUAAAGACUGGGAUUUAUGAAUUAUGGAGUUGCACUUUCGAGAAAGAGAGAAAGUCAAUAAAUCGAGCUUACAUGCUUACUUACUCAGACAUAGUUUACGAGAAACUGAAGUGGAAACUUGAAUAA
Sphenostylis stenocarpa is the source of this 312-nucleotide messenger RNA. Lineage: Eukaryota; Viridiplantae; Streptophyta; Magnoliopsida; Fabales; Fabaceae. The record is from the annotation of a GenBank genome assembly.